AUAGCAGAUUUUCCUGCGGUUCGUAUUUGCGACGGCCGUCGGAUAUACUGCCGAAAGAGUUCCAGACAGUGUGCAAGACGAAAACCAUAAGCUAUAUGUGCAUGCGUUUGCGCGAGGGUGCGCUGCUUCAGGCGUGAGCGGCGAUGGGCGAGAUCGAGGGCACCUACCGCACCCUGCAGACUCCUGGUACCAGGUUGGGGGCCCAGUUCAACGCCGGCAUCAGCACCCUGGAGCCCGGCCAGAGCCUGAGCACCGCCAUGGGAAGUGGGGGCAAAGCUCACAGCCGCGGGCUGCAGCUGCGCGUGCUCGGCCUGGACGACGCCCAGGAGUUCUACGACCUGGAGACUAAGGCUGAUGGACAGGCCCUCCUGACUGAAGUCUACCGCCGGUGCAAUCUCAUUGAGAGUGAUUACUUUGGCCUGGAGUUUCAGAACAUGCAGAUGAAUUGGGUAUGGCUGGAGCCAACUAAGCUCGUUGUCAAGCAAGUGAGAAGGCCUGUGAACACACUCUUUAGACUCUCAGUGAAGUUCUUUCCCCCAGACCCUGGCCAGCUACAGGAGGAGUACACCAGGUACCUGUUCUCUCUGCAGAUGAAGAGGGAUCUGAUAGAAGGGAGGCUCACCUGCACAGAGAACACUGGCGCCCUUCUGGCCUCUCACCUGGUGCAGUCGGAGAUUGGUGACUAUGACGACGUCGCGGACCGAGAGUACCUGAAGAUGAACAAGCUGUUGCCCUAUCAGGAGCGUGUGCAGGAGAAGAUCAUGGAGCUGCACCGGCGACACCUUGGUCAGACUCCAGCGGAGUCGGACUUCCAGGUGCUGGAGAUUGCCAGGAAGCUGGAGAUGUACGGCGUUCGGUUCCAUCCAGCGGCCGACCGCGAGGGCACCAAGAUCAACCUGUCCGUAGCCCACAUGGGCCUGCAGGUGUUCCAGGGCAUCACGAAAAUCAACACCUUCAACUGGUCAAAGAUCCGUAAACUGAGCUUCAAGAGGAAGCGGUUCCUCAUUAAACUCCAUCCCGAAGUACAUGGCCCUCACCAGGACACGCUAGAGUUCCUGAUGGCCAGUAGGGACCAGUGUAAGAUCUUCUGGAAGAACUGUGUGGAGCACCACUCCUUCUUCCGCCUAUACGACCAGCCACAGCCCAAGGCCAAAGCCAUCCUCUUCAGCCGAGGAUCCUCCUUCAGAUACAGUGGCCGCACUCAGAAGCAACUGGUGGAGUAUGUGAGAGACAGCGGUGCACGAAGGACUCCAUACCAGAGGAGGAAUAGCAAGAUUCGCAUGUCUGCCCGCUCCCUGGCAGCUGAUUUCCCUAAACAGAGCCUGUCCUUCAACGACAGCCUGCGGCUCCCCGGCUCGCCUGCUUCGGCCACCGUCUCCUUCCACUCCCUGCCGACCAGCGGAGGCUCUCCCCUGCGCGUGGACCACCAGACUCAGCUGCAGCAGACGCACCACAGCCAGUCCGCCUUCGCACAGGGCCAGCAGCUCCAGUUCCAGCAGCAGCAGCCUGCCCGGCCCCCCAGCCCCCCGAAGGAGGACCCGGUCAAGGCCGCCACCUCGCCCCCGUCCCACUACGCCUUCCAAGGUGCCACUAGUAACCGGGUGACUGCAGGAGACUGCGGCCCCUCGUUUGUGUGUGUAGAGAGUAGCCUCUCCUAUCCCCUGCAGCACAUCUCCCAAAAUGGCAAUGAGGAUAGCGGGGAGUGGGCUGGUGGGAGGGGGGUGUCCGGUCGGGCUGGUGGGGGAGGAGGUGGAGGCGUCGGGGGCGUGAGCAGCGUCGGGGUGGGCGAGAGGAAGGGCGUUUUAACACCCGAGGCUUUUGAGGCGGAGCUGUUACGCGGCCGGCAACCGUUGCCAGCGGCGUCCAGCCCUGGCCGCUACCCGCUGGCCGGCACGCACCUGCAGGUGUCCGAGGAGUACAUCGACGACGACCCGGCCGAGAUGUCAUUCUAUGCAGGUGGCGCCGAGGCCUACUCGUUCGGCUUUGACGAGAAAGCCGGCCGCUUCGCCUACCUGGAGGAGGAGGAGGAGGAGGAAGGGCUGGGGAGGGAGGUGAACGGCGAGGGCAGCAUAGACCAGGCCAUGUCUGAUGACUACGGCCUGGGCCUGGAGGACCUGAGUGGCAGCGGCCUCCCGUAUGGAGUGAUGAGCUCGCGCGGCCGCUCGGAGACCAGCUCGCUGGUCAACAACCGCUCCGAGUGCAGCUCACUCGACCCGCUGCCCUUGGGCUCGGCUGGCGACUCGCUCUCACUCUCCUUCCCACUGGGCCUGGCCGGUGGGCCCGACUCGUCCUCCUCCCUUCGCCUGCCCGGCUCGGAGAACCUGUCGGAGGCCAGCUCCAUGGUCAACUUCCCAGCAUGCUCGGUGCGCUCGGGCGCUAGCUCGGCCGUCCAGUUCGGCGAGCUGGUGGAGCAGCUGGAGCAGCUCAGCUACCCGCCGACGGCCACCGAGGGCUCGGACAACGCCAGCUCGGCCUCCGACUCCGACUGGGGCUCGGACGCCGGCCUGCCCCCCGAGCAGAACCUCUUCUAUGCCAACCCGCUGGUGGGCGGAGGCACCGGAGUGGAGGGCUUCCUGCUCGAGUGCCACAACCUGCGGGCACUCGGCAUGGGCGAACCUCCGGGCACCAGCCAUUUGAAAAUCCCCAACGCCCAGAGUCCACCACAAGCCUUGACCACGAUUCACUCAGUCCACACCCACCCUUGCUUGGACCCCCCGCUGGAGUUCACCAAACUCACCCCCUCCACCCUCUGCCCCACCCAGCUCACCCCCUCCACCCUCUGCCCCACCCUCCUACCCCCUCCACCCUCUGCCCCACCCAUCUCACCCCCUCCACCCUCUGCCCCACCCUCCUACCCCCCAUCCCCUUUCAAGCCGGAGCUCUAUGUGAGCGUGAAAUAUGCUGUGAGAGAGCGUGUCUAUUCUUCCACCAUGGACAGCCCCCUGCUCUCGCCCUUCAGCCCCAAGGGUCCCCUCUGCAUGUCGCCCUCCUUCCAGAUGUCCACACUGAGUCUACCCGGCCAGGCUCCCUCACCCCUGCAGAGCCCCAUCCUAAGCGAGGUGGGCAGUGCCAGGCUAGACGAGGAGGAUGAGGGCAGGAGGAAGAGAUAUCCCACUGAUAAGGCCUACUUCAUUGCCAAAGAGAUUCUGACCACAGAGAGAACCUACCUGAAAGACCUGGAGGUCAUCACCGUGUGGUUCCGCAGUGCUGUGAUCAAAGAGAACGCCAUGCCCGAGGGCCUCAUGACUCUGCUCUUCUCCAACAUCGACCCCAUCUACGAGUUCCACCGGGGCUUCCUCAAGGAGAUCGACCAGAGGCUGGCGCUCUGGGAAGGGCGCUCAAACGCACACGUGAAGGGCGACUACCAGAGAAUCGGAGAUGUCAUGCUGAGGAACAUGAGUGCAUUGAAGGAGUUCACCAGCUACCUGCAGAAGCACGACGAGGUGCUGACUGAGCUGGAGAAGGCCACCAAGCGUCUGAAGAAGCUGGAGACGGUCUACAAGGAGUUUGAGCUCCAGAAGGUGUGCUACCUGCCGCUCAACACCUUCCUGCUCAAGCCCAUCCAGCGUCUCAUGCACUACAAGCUCAUCCUGGAGCGACUGUGCAAGCACUACACCCCCGAGCACCGCGACCACGACGACUGCAAGGAAGCGUUGAAGGAUGUGGCUGAGAUUGCAGCCCAGCUUCAGAGCAGUCUCAUCCGGCUGGAGAACUUCCAGAAGCUCACAGAGCUGCAGAGAGACCUGAUCGGCAUCGAGAAUCUCACAGCCCCUGGCAGGGAGUUCAUUCGUGAGGGGUGUCUGUACAAGCUCACAAAGAAAGGCCUGCAACAGAGGAUGUUCUUCCUGUUCUCUGACAUGCUCCUAUACACCAGUAAAGGGGUGACGGCCACCAACCAGUUCAAAGUGCACGGCCAGCUGCCUCUGCAUGGCAUGAUUGCUGAAGAGAGUGAGAACGAGUGGUCAGUGCCCCACUGCUUCACCAUCUACUCGGCCCAGAGGACCAUAGUGGUGGCAGCCAGCCCCGGAAGUCCGGAACUGGGGGAGCGCUGGUCAUCCGAUGAGGUGUCUCUGGAGCAGGAGUCGGAGGAUGACAUGAACUCCUCCCACAGCUCUCUGGAUAAGCAGACCCACCACCGUGCCAACACCACCAUGCACGUGUGCUGGCACCGCAACACCGGCGUGUCCAUGUCUGACCACAGCCUGGCCGUGGAGAACCAGCUCUCUGGCUACCUCUUGAGGAAAUUCAAGAACAGCAAUGGAUGGCAGAAGCUUUGGGUGGUGUUCACCAACUUCUGCCUCUUCUUUUAUAAGACACACCAGGAUGACUUCCCACUGGCCAGUCUCCCGUUGCUAGGUUACACAGUCAGCACCCCUGGGGAGACUGACAGCAUCCACAAAGAGUAUGUCUUCAAGCUGCAGUUCAAGUCCCACGUCUACUUUUUCCGGGCAGAGAGCGAAUACACUUUUGAAAGGUGGAUGGAGGUGAUCAAGAGUGCGGCCAGUUCCACGGGCAGGAUGAGCCUCCUGAUCCCCAAGGGCCCGACGGAGAUGAACGGAAACUAAACAGAGCAGACUGGAGCUGAGCUUCUGGAGCUAGGGGCUGGGCCCCGCAGACUCCCAGGAGAACCUGUUGUUGUUGUUGUUUUUUGUUGUUGUUGUUUAUGAUUAUUGGUUAUAUUCCUGCUCCUACUUAUGGCUUUUUUUUUUUUUUGGCUCAUUUACUGUUGAUUGAUGUGAGGGGUAGGCUUCGGAGCACAGGAAUUGGGAGAAGAGUGGACUGCAUGAAACCGGCAGAACGUUCUCUCUUCACAUUCUCCAUUUGUAUUUCUCUCUUUCUCUUGUCUUUGAUCUAGUCUUGUCCUUUUUCUGUCUCCAUCAUAGCCCGUUAGCCACCUCACAGCCAGGUUCCUGGACUGUACCAGAAUGGUUGUCACUGUCCUGGUUACCCACUUCCAUGAGAAAUGCUGCCUCUGUGUUUCUGCUAAAGAGGCUAAAUCUAUCAGUUGGCCUUUAAAAGCUAUUAGGAAGGUUUCAACAUAUCCAAAGAUAUAACUUUAAACUGAGAUUAAUUAAUAAAUAGGCAGCCAACUGAUCCAUGUUUUGGUUGUUUGUCAAUGUCCGCUAAUCUCAAGCAGAGAUCCAAUUGGGGUAUCUCUGUGGCUGUAAAAAGGGUUGUUAAGGAAAGUUGUUUCUUGAACAAGGAUUAGAAUGUCCUGGGAUGUUGAGCCUUUUUUUUAUUGUCAUGCUCAGUGUUAGAGGGGGAAUUAGCAGUUGCUUUAUGCAGUGGUGGCUGUAUUAACUUCUCCUUUUACCUUUUUAUUACUAUCUAGAUGUGAGUAACUUGCUCGAGCAGAGCCAGAUAUAGUGCGAAUACAAAGGCACUUCCUGGGGAGAUGAAGGACUUGGCACUAAGGGACACUUGAAGGGGACUGUGAAGUGAAAUGAUGGAAGGGACACCUUAAAGGGUGUUCUGUGGCUGGGUUGAUGCACUCAGAUAGUACAAUGGGUGUCUGAUUGUCGGUCAGGGAACAGGGCAUAGAAGGUACUAGAAAGACGACUUGGUCCAGAACUAGAUGCAAGACUUUGGACAAUGAACUCCAGGCUAGUUUGGCAUGUUGAUAAAGAUGCCUAACAGUGUACAGUCUCUCAUCUCCUUAGAGCUUGAAAAAUAAGUCUACGGUGCUCUUUGUAAGACCUCAGAAAGUUUAUGAGCCAGCUCCAGACCAGAAGCCUAUGGAGGUUUUUGGAUUGUAGCAAGUCACCAAUGGUGCUCUGUGUUCCAUAACACUCUGAACACCUGACACCUCUGCACACCUUCUGUGAAAUAUGGUGAUCUGUGCAACUUGGGCAAUAUUUCUGUCAUUGCUUUCCAAAGUCAGGAUUAGAAAAUAUUUUAGGGGAAAGGUUUGAUAUGUUUAACUUUUUAACUGUUACUGUUUGGGCCCACCUCUUGAUGUGGAAUUAAAGGGAUAUUGAUGGAAUGUGUUUUUAUAUAUUAUUUAGAUAUUUAACACAUUCAUGUAUCAUAUGUCUGACAUAUUUUAACACAGGGGCAUUGUAAUACUCUUGUUUGGAGCUGUGUAAUCCUAGCGAUGAUGGGAUAAUUGUAUUAUUGGGGUACGAAGUUGAAUGGUUUAAGCAUUAGGAGGCUGUCUAGCAAUAUUCCUUAGUGCCUCCAGGGGCACUGUCAUAACAGUAUUCAGUUGUUUUUCUUCAUCCCCGAUGCAUUUCAGCUAUUUCAGUAACUGUUUUGAAGCCAGUCUUUUGUUAUUUCAGUUCCAUUUCUGUCUCGUAAUGUCUUGCCUUGGUAUAUGGACUCGGUACGUUGUAAAAGGACAAAAUGUCCUGGGCAAGAGUGAAGCCACAGUUUCUGUUACUUUGAGACGUUACUUUUGGUGUGGUCAGCCUGUCCACGCUGGGAUACAAACAGGUUUACGUCUUAAUUUUAUUUAGCUUUUUUCCCCGUAAAGGAAGAAACCGACUGAAUCCAUUUUAGUCCUGUUAAAAAAAAAAAGGUUUUAUGUAGGUGACGGUCAAUCUGUUUCAGUAUAUUUUGUAUAUUCAGCUGUAUGGCAGUGUUUGAAGGUGAAGCUUAGCCUUCUUCAUUGGCUGACAUUUCUAUAUAUUUAACCCUGUGCAUAAUGGUACUGGUCACUGUAGGUCUGACUUUCCUGCAUCUACAGCGGGCAUUAGAGAGUGUGUGUGUGUGUGUGUGUGUGUGUGUGUGCGUGUGCGUGUGUGUGUGCGCGCAAACGAGGGAAUGCUUUACAUCCUGGUACCACAGGGCCCCCUGUAGUCCUAAAGUGCACUGAGAGGGGCUCGGGCUCUCUUUGUUUUGUACAUUUUGUAUUGAGGACUGGAAUCUCUUGCCUCUCCCUCACUGGCAGAGGAGGGGCAAAACCCCUGCAUUUCAUUUGAUCCCCUUUUCCCGUUAACCCUUUCUGCUUGCUGCCUCACACCACAUGAAUAAGGCCUGUGUGGAAAAACAGGGGCGGAGGCGUCUACAAGCCCAUCAUCUGAUUUUGUUUAUUUGGAGAACAGUUGGUUUCCUACAGGCGAAAGCCACGGUGAAGGUGAAGGUGAAGAUGGUUUGGUGAUGGGCAUCCCCCCCAAUUAGACUUGGCUUGACAGAUCAUCUCUCUGUCAAAGUCCCAUACCCCUGCCUCUCCCCUCAUCCUUGUUGUACACUAUGUUACUUUCUAUUUAUUAUGUAGCAUGUUGCCGGAGUCCUGCUACUCCUGAACACCUUGCAUGUAGUCAUGACCGUGUUAUUGCAUUGAAAGGAUAACAAAAUAAAGUCCAAAACUGGUUA
This is a messenger RNA of Alosa sapidissima (American shad), 7314 nucleotides long. It is a transcript of the gene farp2, whose product is annotated as FERM, RhoGEF and pleckstrin domain protein 2. Lineage: Eukaryota; Metazoa; Chordata; Actinopteri; Clupeiformes; Clupeidae. Gene Ontology annotation, molecular function: guanyl-nucleotide exchange factor activity; cytoskeletal protein binding. The record is from RefSeq and is a predicted model, not a curated record. Gene Ontology annotation, cellular component: cytoskeleton.